AUGGAACGACUAGACUCGUCCGCUUCAAAUAGCGGACGGCGGCCGCAGCCCACGGGCAUCAAAAUGAGAGCGUGUGCAAACUGCUCGCGCCUUAAAAUGAAGUGCCGCUGGCCGGCCGGGUUAUCGCCGGCCGAUGCCACAACCGCAUGCACGAGGUGUGACCGAUUGGGUAUCUCAUGCGGUGUGCCAGCAAAUGCGCCUCGGAAACGAAGGGCAAAAUCAAACCGCGUCGCGCAGCUAGAGCAAAAACUGGACGGCAUCAUGUCGCUCCUCGAGUCCAGCCAAAGAGGCAAGCGCAGGUCGUCCAGCACAGGAUCCGCGUCGACCGCCGGCGAGGGCUCCUCGCCGCUGACCCCGGACAGCCAAGGCAACAACCCAUGGACCUUUCGCGGGCUCCCCUCCGAGCCGGCCGCCAGCAACGCGCACUCGCGAGCCACCGUCACCACCGCCGGUGGCGGCGGGGAGGAGCUGCAGGGCGGCGGCGCGAACGUAUAUGCCGACCGUGGCAUCGCAGAGACGGUCGAGCUGGUGCCCGGCCUGCGCAUGACGUUUACGGAAGCGGCGGAGUACCUGCACAUCUACCGCAAGGACUACAUGCCCGUGUUCCCGUUUGUCAUCAUAGAGGAGACGACCAAGCCGCACGAGCUGUACUACAACGCGCCGGCGCUGUUUUGGAUGAUCAUGGCGGCCGUGGCGCAGACGUCCGAGGAGAUGGACGUGGCGGUCAAGAAGUGGCUGCGGCAGCACGUGGCCGAGAAGAUGAUUGUCAAGCAGGAAAAGUCGCUGCAGCUCCUGCAAGCGAUUCUUGUGCAUCUGAUAUGGGGCUCCUUUCACUUUUACAUCGACGCAGACACGCCGCUGUUUAUGAGCCUGGCGCAAAACAUUGUGCUGGAUCUGAAGCUGGACUGGCCGCCGGAGCAAGGCCAGGUGUACCAGCACUCGCUGCUCGGCGCGGCGUGGUGCCACAUGAACAAGGCGCACCUGAUGCGCCGGCGCAAGGCGCACACGCCCGCCGAGAUUCGCGCCGUGCUGGGCCUCCAUUACGCGACAUCGGUAACAAUGUCCAUGUUCCGCAGGGGACCUGGCGCGGCGUGGAACAGCUACCUGACCAAGUGCUGCGACUCCAUGGCCGCGCUGUGCCAGCACCCGCUCGACGCGGUGCUGUCGGCGAGCGUGCGGCUGCAGCGCAUCGCGCAAAAGGGCUUGAGCGCGCUGCCAGGGACCGAGUACGUCUGGGGCCCGACGGCGACGGUGUACGGCCACGCGCAGGAGAUGACGAUGAGCCUGACGCGGGACAACAUGGACAAGUUUGUGCAGUCGCAGACGCCCGAGGUUCAAAACGCCAUGAUGUUCCGCCAUCUGUACCUCGCAUUGCUGGUGCGCCUCUACGAGCCCGUGCUCGGCAUGCAGCCGACGACGACGACGUCGGACAACAGCGCCAACGCGUCCGCGUGCGCACCGUUUCGCCGGACCGACAUGCUAUGGAAGCUCGUCGACGCGUGCGACGCGCUCUUUGCCGCGCGGCGCGAGCUCAGCGUCCCGCAGACGGCUCUGCGCCCCUCGACCAUGACGGGUUUCCUCGCGUUUGGCGUCGUCACGGCGUCGCGCGUGCUCUUCCACGAGGCCGAAGACUGGGAGCCCGCCGUCGCGCGCCGCCGCUUCGACUACGGCGCCGCCAUGCUCGAGACGGCCGCGCAGUUUGAGCAGGCCGAGGCGUGGGCGCGGCGGCACGGCCGCCGGCGGCCCAUGCACGACAAGACGGCGCUGUUCCUGCUGUACGCGCAGAAGCUCAAGUGGAUCCGGCAGUGGUACGAGGCGAGGAGCUCGGUGGACGAGGGGGCUGCUUCUGCUUCGAAUUGCAGCGGUGCGGACGCGGCGAUGGGGACGCCGAUGAUUACGCCGCCGGAGGAGCAGGAGGAGCAGGAGGAUAGGACGCCGAGACAGGAGGUGGUUGGCCCUGAGGAUGCGGCCAUGGCGGGGAUGGAUAUGCUGGGGACGGACCAGCAGCCGAUUCCGAGCUUCUUGCCGGAUUUUCAGUUUGACGAGGCGUUUUGGCAGGAUAUGCUCCUGGGCACGCCGCAGCCGGCGGCGUUUGGACAGUACAACAUGGGACACCACGGGACGCUGUGA
Messenger RNA from Akanthomyces muscarius, 2130 nucleotides. RefSeq lists its product as uncharacterized. The record is from RefSeq and is a predicted model, not a curated record. Bases 1 to 2130 code for a protein of 709 amino acids. Lineage: Eukaryota; Fungi; Ascomycota; Sordariomycetes; Hypocreales; Cordycipitaceae. Gene Ontology annotation, biological process: regulation of DNA-templated transcription. Gene Ontology annotation, cellular component: nucleus. Gene Ontology annotation, molecular function: zinc ion binding; transcription cis-regulatory region binding; DNA-binding transcription factor activity, RNA polymerase II-specific. The transcript has 6 exons.